Messenger RNA from Acanthosepion pharaonis, 822 nucleotides. Lineage: Eukaryota; Metazoa; Mollusca; Cephalopoda; Sepiida; Sepiidae. The record is from the annotation of a GenBank genome assembly.
AUGAAAUUUGCAUUCUCAUGUCUUUCCUGUCUAUUUAUUUUCCGCCGGUGUAUAUUAUCUAUCUAUCUAUCUAUCUAUCUAUCUAUCUAUCUAUCUGAGUCUGUUCCUAUCUAUCUAUCUAUCUAUCUAUAUAUAUAUAUAUAUAUAUAUAUAUAUAUAUAUAUAUAUAUAUAUCCCUGUCUGUUAAUAUCUAUCUAUCUAUCUAUCUAUCUAUCUAUCUAUCUGUCUGUCUGUCUGUCUCAGUCUGUUCAUAUCUAUCUAUCUAUCUAUCUAUCUAUCUGUCUGUCUCAGUCUGUUCAUAUCUAUCUAUCUAUCUAUCUAUCUAUCUCUGUUCAUAUCUAUCUAUCUAUCUAUCUAUCUAUCUAUCUAUCUAUCUAUCUAUCUCAGUCUGUUCAUAUCUAUCUAUCCUUCUCAGUCUGUUCAUAUCUAUCUAUCUAUCUAUCUAUCUAUCUAUCUAUCUAUCUAUCUAUCUAUCUCAGUCUGUUCAUAUCUAUCUAUCCUUCUCAGUCUGUUCAUAUCUAUCUAUCUAUCUAUCUAUCUAUCUCAGUCUGUUCAUAUCUAUCUAUCCUUCUCAGUCUGUUCAUAUCUAUCUAUCUAUCUAUCUAUCUAUCUAUCUAUCUAUCUCAGUCUGUUCAUAUCUAUCUAUCCUUCUCAGUCUGUUCAUAUCUAUCUAUCUAUCUAUCUAUCUAUCUAUCUAGUUCUCAGAGAAAUCAUUAUUUACUGAUUUUAAAUGAAUACUUUCAAAUAACCGGUAGCACGACCCAGAGUUUCAGGCAUAAAGCAAAAUUCAUAUUAAUUUUCUUUAAAAAUAGACAUGCAUGA